CUCGUCCAGCGCACCUACCUUGUAGAAGAAAGAAAAAGCAACAGCCCGGCAUCAUGUGCACAUUCGAGCAAAAACACUUUAACUGCAACCACAAGGAAACCCCCACAAAGUCCGAAUAUUCAUGCGAUAUAUAUAAAAACUUUGUUAUUGGAGAAUGCAAAUAUGAUUACCCGAGCAACCAUAAGCACAAGCCCAAUAUCGUAAUCGUAGACAAAGUCUGCGACGAUUGCAAAAAGGCCAAGGAGAAGGAGGAGAAGGAGAAGAAGGAGAAGGAGAAGAAGGAGAAGGAGAAGAAGGAGAAGGAGAAGAAGGAGAAGGAGAAGAAGGAGAAGGAGAAGAAGGAGAAGGAGAAGAAGGAGAAGGAGAAGAAGUAG
Messenger RNA from Lasiosphaeria miniovina, 374 nucleotides. RefSeq lists its product as uncharacterized. NCBI's taxonomy places the organism in Eukaryota, Fungi, Ascomycota, Sordariomycetes, Sordariales, Lasiosphaeriaceae. The record is from RefSeq and is a predicted model, not a curated record. The transcript has a single exon. Bases 54 to 374 code for a protein of 106 amino acids.